Candida dubliniensis CD36 is the source of this 2322-nucleotide messenger RNA. RefSeq lists its product as uncharacterized. Gene Ontology annotation, molecular function: amino acid transmembrane transporter activity. The transcript has a single exon. Gene Ontology annotation, biological process: amino acid transmembrane transport. Bases 1 to 2322 code for a protein of 773 amino acids. The record is from RefSeq and is a predicted model, not a curated record. NCBI's taxonomy places the organism in Eukaryota, Fungi, Ascomycota, Pichiomycetes, Serinales, Debaryomycetaceae.
AUGGCAUCAAAUUCAAACUCAAAUUCAAAUUCAAAUUCAUUAUUUCAAAAUGAUAAGAAUAACAACAGCAAUACAGAUAUAGCUGUACCUACACCAAAUAACUCAUCAUCAUUUCGUAAUACUACUAUCACUAACCCUACUCCUUCCAUUAGACUGCCAUCACCUUCCAUAAAUAGUUACAACAAUAGUGCCAUUCCUACUACAAUAACCAAUAGAUCAAUUCCUGGGAUGUCAAAUUCGUCCAUUAAUGAUUCAGCUGAUUCCAACCCCCAAAGUUAUGAUGAACAAAUAUCUCAAUUAAAUAACCUCCAAAAUAAAAAAUCACUUGAUUUCAAAACAAUUAGUAAACAUUUAAUUAAUCAAGAAGAUAGUUUAAAAACUCAAGGUGGUGAUAUUACUAGGAGAUUAUAUCAUCAAAUGGAAAACAUAUCAGGUAGUAAUAAUAAUAAUAAUGCUAAUAAUAAUACUAACAGUAAUGAUUUGGAUGAUAAUGUUAGUAUUGGAGGCCAUAGUACUUUUCGUGAUGGACCACCACCAAGAUUAAGAACUAGAAGUGCAUCAUUUUCAAGUUAUUUAGAAGAAACUAGACGAGGAUCAAUGGCUAGUGAUAUUAAUAUACCUGGUGGGUUUAGACGAGAAUUUUUAAUUAAUAAAGCCAUACAAAGAAAUCAACAACCACCUAAUUUCCUUACUCAAAAUUUUAUGGAAUUUUUAAGUAUUUAUGGUCAUUUUGCUGGUGAGGAUUUUAGUGAUGAAGACGAAGAUGAUGAUGAUGAAGAAGAAGAAGAAGAAGAAGAAGAACGUAGGGAUGGUGAAGAGGAGUAUAACGCUGAUGAAGUUUUCGAUGAAGAAUCAAGUUUAUUAGGUAAUGAACGAAGAGGUGGAGGAUUACCAUUUAGACAAUUACCAAAGAAACCUCAUUCACAUCUUCCAAAAAAACCACCAAAAGGUACAGCAUCAGUUUUCAAAACUUUUUUAUUAUUAUUUAAAGCAUUAGUUGGGUCAGGAGUAUUAUUUUUACCAAGAGCUUUUUAUAAUGGAGGAAUGUUAUUUUCUAUGAUUACAUUGAGUUUAUUUGGAUUAUUAACAUUUUUGUGUUAUAUUGGGUUAAUUCAAUCUAAAACUAUAUUGAAUUUGUCUUCAUUUGGUGAAUUAGGUUAUAAAACUUAUGGGAAACCAUUAAAAUAUUGUAUUUUAGUGUCAAUUCUUUUAAGUCAAAUUGGAUUUGUCACGACAUAUAUUUUGUUUACCGCAGAAAACAUGAUUGCAUUUUUAUCUCAAUAUGUAUCAACCAAAGGUAACCUGUUGUUGUUGUUGUUGUUAGGAUUAGAUUCGUCACUGGAAGUUCUUCCAAAUUGGUUGAAUCGAGGUAAUUUGAUUUUGAUUCAAUGCAUUUUAUUAAUCCCUUUGGUAUUAAUUCGAAAUUUGGCUAAAUUAUCUAUGGUUUCAUUAAUUUCAUCAAUAUUUAUUAUUAUUGGAUUAUUAAUUAUAUUUUGGUAUUCUAGUAUAAAUUUAAUUAAUAAUGGUGUGGGACCCAACAUUACAAAUUUCAAUUCUAAUAGUUGGACAAUGUUAAUUGGGGUUGCUGUUACUUCAUUUGAAGGAAUUGGAUUAAUUUUACCUAUUCAAUCAUCAAUGACUCAACCAGAAAAAUUCCCUCUUGUAUUAUCUAUUAGUAUGCUUAUUAUUACCAGUAUUUUUGUUGCUAUUGGAACCAUUGGUUAUUUUUCAUUUGGUGAUAAAAUUAAAUCAAUUAUUAUUUUGAAUUUACCUCAAAAUCAAUUUGCUGUACAAUCUAUUUUAGUAUUAUAUUCUAUUGCCGUGUUUUUAUCAGGACCAUUACAAUUGUUCCCCGCCAUUAAAAUUGGUGAAUCAUUGAUUUUCCGUCAUUCAAAGAAAAAUACAAGACGUCAUCAUCAUCAUCAUCAACAUCAUCAUCAUCGUCAUCAUGGUAGUACUGAAGAAGGUAAUAAUACUGGUGAUGACAAUGGAAAAUUAUAUCAUCAAUCAGGUAAAUAUAAUCCUCAAGUGAAAUGGUUGAAAAAUGGAUUUAGAGCAAUUUCUGUGAUGUUUAUUUGUUCACUUGCUUAUUUAAAUGCUGAUAAUAUUGAUAAAUUUGUUUCAUUUAAUGGUUGUUUUGCUUGUAUCCCCUUGGUAUAUAUUUAUCCUCCGUUAAUUCAUUUAAAAUCAAUUCAAUCCAAACAACAAAACAAGGGUAAAUCGAAAUCAGAUCAAAUAUUCAUUUGGUUAGAUUAUUUAUUGAUUGUGGUAGGGAUUGCUACGGUGAUAUAUUCAAGUUAUCAAAUUCUAUUUUUAAACUAG